CUCUACGCACCACUCCUCCCAUAGCUACUCCCACUGGACUAAAGAGAAGCCAUUGGCUUCCUGCUUUGUGGCUAUACUAACUAAUAAGGGCUGUAGUAAACACACAAACAUAUAAAAGUGAAGAUGAGUUCCAUUGAGUACAAGUUGUGUGUCAAGGCAUCUCCAGACGGCAAGUCACUGGGAGAUUGCCCAUUCACUCAACGAGCUAACCUAGCAUUCAAGGUCAAGAAGGUCCCUGUCACCUACACCCUCAUUGAACUAUCAAAGAAGCCUCAAUGGUUCCUAGCCCUGACCCCAGGCGGCUCUGUCCCUGUCCUCCAAUAUGGAGACACUGUCAAUGGAGACUCAUAUGAAAUAGUGCAAUACCUCGAUGCUACUUAUCCCGAGCCAUCGCUAAAGCCUCCAGGCAAUGAAGAGGCAGAGAAGGCAACUGGAGACAUAUUCAACAAGUUCUCAGCUUGGGCCAAACAUUUCAAGGAUCCUAAUGCACAGGAAGCUAAAGAUGCUUUUGUUGCAGAGAUGAAGAAAGUGGAUGACUUCGUGAGUAAGAGUGGCCCCUUGCUGUGUGGCAGUCCCUGGUCAGUUGCUGACUGUGCACUUGUGCCAAGGCUCUACCACAUGCAAACCGUUGCUGAUCAUUUCAUGGGCUACAAGAUAGACCAGUUCAAUAAUGUCAAGCGAUACAUGGACUACAGCUUUGCCACUGAGGAGUUCAAGCAGACAGACUAUCCCAGAGAAUGGAUCCUCACUGGCUGGGCUAAGUACUUCAAGUAACUGGACUUUGUUGAACUAGACUAUCUUCUGAAUAGCAAUCAUGUUUUCUGUGAAUACACAGUAUUUUGUGAACCCUAAAUCUUUGUAUCAAUGUGUGUACUUCUUAAAUAAUUAUUCAAUUAAGGUUGUUUGUUCCUCCUUG
Messenger RNA from Halichondria panicea, 916 nucleotides. RefSeq lists its product as uncharacterized. NCBI's taxonomy places the organism in Eukaryota, Metazoa, Porifera, Demospongiae, Suberitida, Halichondriidae. Gene Ontology annotation, biological process: ascorbate glutathione cycle; cellular oxidant detoxification. Bases 124 to 774 code for a protein of 216 amino acids. The transcript has 2 exons. Gene Ontology annotation, molecular function: glutathione dehydrogenase (ascorbate) activity. The record is from RefSeq and is a predicted model, not a curated record.